This is a messenger RNA of Rubroshorea leprosula, 1738 nucleotides long. The record is from the annotation of a GenBank genome assembly. Lineage: Eukaryota; Viridiplantae; Streptophyta; Magnoliopsida; Malvales; Dipterocarpaceae.
GCAGAAGAGUGUUAUACAUGUCAAAUUCAGGUAAAAAUGGAAUUCUUUAAAGAACUUAGAGAACUUCGAGGUAACCAGGGUAAGGAAGAGGAAGAGGGUGUGAUUUCAGUGGAACCCAUUGCGAUGAUAGUACCGUUGAAACUGCAAGAUUUGUUGGAAACUAUUACGCUAGAGAGCAGCGCUAGCACCAGCACACAUGGUGACUCUGUUGGUCACCAUUCUGUAGCCUCUAAAGGCUCAUCUUCAGAAGGGACACCUAGUGAGGCGAGAGAUGAGGGAGAAGGUGUUAGUAGUCCUUUUAUGGCGCUUAUGGAGGUAGGGGCACCUGUGUUUGCGGAAUGGGAGAGUAAAAUUGUCAGUAGAAGGCUGAGCAAUAUUCGGAAAGCGCCAAAAGAUUUGCCCAUCGGAUUCAAGUUCAGGGUGGCGCUACAUCAUGAGGUAGCAGCUAGUGCAGCUACCAUUAAAGGAGUACAAGAUGGCCCUAACGCAACUGACCCCCAACAGCAUAAAGUUCGUUAUAUGGUUUAUGCUGUUCUGUGCGAGGUUGGAAAUACCUGCAAUGGUGAUAGUUUUCAGGUCGCUAUUCCUGUGUCGACUAUGCCCUUCUACUAAGGCAAUGUCAACGAGCUCAAAGCUCAUGAAAUCGUGGGGCGGGGUCCAGCUAGCAAAGGUCGACUCGCUUUGAUGAACGACCGCAUGUUGCGCCAUCUCGCAGCUCAUCACAAAGAGAACGAGAGGACGAGCUCAGGGGCUCAGCUUGUUCCAACUACUGUGACGCGGUCAUCCAACAUGCCACCUGCAUCGGCACGUGAUGUUGUUAAACCAUCACCUGCCUCAACAUCUAUAUUGGGGCCCAGAAUUGCAUACCUUGAAGGCUUCAGUUACAUUAAGACUGACUGCCAGGCCGCCAUGCCGCCAUGGUGCAGGCAAGGGGCUAGUGCGCAAACUCGCGAACUCAACGACAAUUGCAAACGGUUGACUUCUGAGAAGGCGAGCUUGGUAGAUGAGGUCAACCAAUUACAAAGCUCCAAGAUGGCCAAUUGGGCUACGUUAGUUGAAAGUCGAGCUGACGAGUUGGCCAACAAAAGGAAUGAGCUGAAAGAGGAGCUGAAGAAAGCUCAAGCUGAGAGGGACAACGGCAUCCAAGCUACCAAGGUUGAGGCCAAACGUGCUGAAGACCGUGUCAAAAGAGUAGAGGCUGAUAGGGAUAAGGCUCUGUCUGAGCUGAACUCCCUGAAGGAGAGGAUGUUUCAAGAUGCCAUGGCGGUAGCUUCAGCCAAUACCACGAUGAAGAUCUAUAAUGAGAUCCGUGGCAAGGGCAAGAGUUUGGCUCCUCCUUCUGAUACAACGAUGCAAUUGAAGUGGGAGCUUAAUAAAGAAGGAGUGCCAAUGUGGCCUCCAUCCAUUGUAGAAGAGGGGGAUGAUACUAAAGGCUUGCCUAGCUUUGAUGCUUGGGUGGCAGAGCCCCUUGAAGCGGGGGCCGAACCAUCAAGCACUCCACCAUCCUCUCAGCCUGUUACCGCUCCAGCUUUUCACUCUCUAGCUUGUUCUACUCCGCUCAGACAUCUCCUACUUGGGCUUUUGUUGUGCCAGCUAACGCGUCUAUUCCUGUCGAUCUGACGGACGAUUAGUUUAGGGUUUAUUUUUUCCUUUUGCAUUUUUUGUAUUGGUCAUUUGACCCAUCUGAACACUCAUAUUGUUAUCUCUUGUACUACAAUCGUGUAAAUUUUGAACAGAA